UGUUGCUCUGUUUAGGAUAUUAAUAACGUGUUGCAGUCUGAAGGUUUACUGCACAAUUAAUCACAUUACAUGUUCCUUCGGAUUCAAUCGAUAUUUAUAACCUAUCAUUUUAACCACCUAAAUUAUCGGAAACCUACUCAGUAGUCUAACACGUUUAUUGAGAGAGUGGAACGUCCUACAAUUGAACCUCGGAAGGAAUAUGUAUAUCUUAGAAGACUAAUAAGCCCUGAUGAGUUGAUAUCUGAAAAAUCUUUACACCGAUUCAGAAAGUUUUUUUACGUCACCUAUGUCGAAGGUGAAAUACCUAUCUAUCAAUUAAGGGACGAGUAUACUGCGCAGCAGUUCAUUCUGUUCUACUUUACAGCUGCGAAAUAUGGCCAUUAAGAGUAGAAGACAAUCGUAAUUUACUAGUAUUUGAUCACAGAUACCUUAGAAAUAUCUUUCGUAUUUGAUAGGAUCACCGGAUAAGUGAUAGUGAGGUUAGACGCAACAUAUCAGGGAUUAAUAGUAAAUCAGUUGAUAAGAUUGUAAAUCUUAGGGGCGGCCAAAGCUUGAGGUCACUAACUUCUAGUCUUAGCCAUGUUGGUAGAUACAGACUACUUGGUUGUGUUCCGCGUGACUAUCGUAACCAAUGUUUGGAGACAGUGUGACUUGGCUCAGAACCGAUCACAAUGGCGUCGGUGUAUACACUCUCUGCCUUCGUUUAAACCUUGAGAUUACUUACUUUCUGCGAACUAAUUCCUUCUCCCCGUAUCAUAUCCUUAUAUACAAUCGUUUUUUAUAUAUUACUACCAGUGAAGUAACUACUUCUAUGAAUUCGAUGUUCAUUUUGUUGUGCUAAUGAAGUGUGGCAACUUGUACCGAUGCAUACGUGUGCCUAGUCUUACAUUGUAACUGACUGAUAUAUACAUAUAUAUUUAUGGAUUAUUGAUCAGUUUCACAUUAGAAUGAAAAGAGCUAUUCAAGUGUUUCAAAUAUUCACUAGUCUUUCUCUGUGAUAAAAAAAACCAAACCCAAAAAAGAUCUUUCUAUUCAUUUGUAUGUUAUUAUAUCCUUCAAUAAAUGUGUAUUUAGCCUUUUCCUUUUUUAACCAAUCAUAUUCAUCUUAAUUCGAAAUAUUAUAGGUUAACAUGUUGUUACAUAUGGAAUGUCCAUUUCAAUUAAUUAUUGUCUAUAAUUAAUUAAUCAGAUCAAUCAUUGCAUAGUAGUAUAAUUCAAUUCCAUACAAUUUUGUUGUUGUUGUUGUCGUCGUCGUCGUUGUCGUUGUCCUCGCUUGUUGUUGUCACCGUCAUCGUUGUCCUUGUUUGUCGUUGUCGUCAUCGUUAUUGUCGUCGUCGUCGUCGUUGCUUGUUUGUUUGUUAUCAGUUUCCUAUCUCUUCUAAAUAUUUUUCCUAUAUAUGUUUUCAUAUUGCAUUGAACAAAAUAAAAAUUCUCAAUUUAUUCAUAUUUUUAAUGAUUAUCAAUUGAAUAAUAAAAUUUUAUUUUCAUCAUUAAUUAUCAUUAUGUUAAUAACAUGGAGUAUAUUCUAUGUAAUUAUUCCUAAUACUACUAGUAAUACUACUACUACUAAUAAAAAUGGAAUAGAUCCAUUCAAUACAGAUAAUUCUUUGGAUAAUAAAAUUCACAUUGUGAUCUUAUUUGAUGGUGAUCGAGGUCUACAAUACUUGCAUAGCCUACUUAAAUCUAUUUUUUAUUAUCAAAAUGGAAGAUUUCGAUGUGAUUUAAAAGCUUGUUGUCUAUCAAACUUUUGUGAUCGAUUUAUGAAUGAUUGUCAAACUCUUAUGAACAAUGUGUCAACAACUUAUACAACUGUAUUUCAUUUCUUAAUAACGUCGAUUUCAUUAAAUAGUCAGUUGUUGAAUUUGAUGAAUACAUGGAAAUUACAUAAUAUGGAAUAUCAUUUUUACAGUUGUGGUAAUCAACUGACAGAUAUUUGGUGGAUUCAAUCUAGGCAUCCUUCAGGCGCCAAACCAUUUUUAAAAUUGAUGAUUACAGAAAUUCUUCCAUCUACAAUCAAUAAAGUAAUUGUACUAGACAUUGAUAUACUACUUAAUACAGAUAUUAUUGAAUUAUGGAAUCAUUUUGAUUAUUUUAAAGAAACUCAGAGCAUAGGUAUUGGAUUAGAACAAAAUCCAUAUUUUCAAGAAGUUAUGACCAGGUUAGAAAGCAAUUGGAAAGAUAUUUUAAACUUAAUAUUAUUUGAAUUCAAAUACAUUUUAUAUGAGAUUCCAUGUGAAUGGAAUAUUCAAUUAAGUGCAGGAAGUGAUGAACAACGAUGUCCUGUAAGUUGGUUAACUUAUACAGAAUUGAAAAAGCGUAAUUACACAACAAUGGUUAAACAACCAAAACUUAUUCAUAUUAAUCAUCAUAUAAAACCAGAUGAUAUAAAUGUGAAUUAUACACCGACUGAGUACAUUGAUCAAUCAGAUAUCAUUCUUAAACAGUGGGAACUAUAUGAUAAAUUCGUGUCAGUUUACCGUCAAUAUACUCAAUUACAUGAAUCAUGUUUCCGAUAG
Schistosoma curassoni is the source of this 2516-nucleotide messenger RNA. NCBI's taxonomy places the organism in Eukaryota, Metazoa, Platyhelminthes, Trematoda, Strigeidida, Schistosomatidae. The record is from the annotation of a GenBank genome assembly.